Molecule: messenger RNA, 3802 nt
Organism: Talaromyces proteolyticus
Lineage: Eukaryota; Fungi; Ascomycota; Eurotiomycetes; Eurotiales; Trichocomaceae
Product: putative nuclear serine protease HtrA2/Nma111
Exons: 5
Coding region: 124-3543 (1139 amino acids)
Biological process (GO): proteolysis
Molecular function (GO): serine-type endopeptidase activity; protein binding
Source: RefSeq, a predicted model, not a curated record
UCUCUCGUCCGCUCACCUCACCCUCCUCUGGGUUUUCUCAGAGCUCCUCCACCCUCUCUAACUACGUCGCCGUCCUCACUCGCCUCCUCUCAGCCCCCUCCCCCUCGCUUUGUAGCGUUGUGGAUGCCUCCGGCCCUGUCUUGGGCGCGCAGAAAGGGCCUUUCCAUUGCUCCAGCUUCUGGUCCAGCUGCAUUGUUACGUCUGGCGUCUUUUCGAGCUUCGAAAGUUGGGGGUCUCGGCUCACCGCCGCAUCCACACGGUCACAAGCCCAGCUUGUGUUUGCCUCGCUCAAACUCCGUUCCUUUGUCGGAGUCACCGCCUUUAAAUUCCACCAAGUUCCUUGCCUGCUCUACUUCGAGUGACAAAUCACUACUCCACCCGCAAUCUCAUCGCCCGCUCUUCUCCAAUCCUUGCCGAAUAUACACAUUUCUCAAUAGAUAUCACCGCACUUACGCUACGACGUCCACUAUGACCGGUGAAGCUCGCCCGAAGCGUAAACAGAGCCCGGUCUCUACAUCCGAGAGACCAGCCAAGCAUUUGAAGCCGGAAUCGAACAUUCUAAGCACCAGCGAUGAGACCACCACGAACGGAGCUAUAUACAAUGUGGAUGAUGAGGAAGAUAUUACACCUGUGGUAGCGCUAGGGACAUCGCAGACGGAUUCUCCAGAGUGGCAAGCGACGAUCGAAUCUGUUGUGAAAAGCGUAGUCUCGAUCCAUUUUUGCCAGACCUGUUCAUUUGACACGGAUUUAUCCACAUGCAGUCAGGCGACCGGGUUUGUCGUUGAUGCAGAGAAAGGUUAUAUUCUUACGAAUCGACAUGUCGUCGGUGCGGGCCCGUUUUGGGGAUAUUGUAUAUUUGAUAACCAUGAAGAGUGUGAUGUACGUCCGGUGUACCGGGACCCUAUCCACGAUUUUGGAAUCCUAAAAUUCGACCCCAAAGCUAUCAAAUAUAUGGAUAUGACCGAGUUGAAACUGAACCCUGGAGGAGCACAAGUCGGCGUGGAGAUCAGAGUUGUCGGGAAUGAUGCCGGUGAAAAAUUAAGCAUUCUCUCUGGUGUCAUCAGUCGUCUUGAUCGAAACGCCCCAGAAUACGGUGAAGGGUAUAGCGACUUUAAUACCAAUUAUAUACAAGCGGCAGCUGCAGCGAGCGGUGGAAGCUCAGGCAGCCCUGUCGUCAAUAUUAGUGGUCAGGUUGUGGCCCUACAAGCAGGCGGCCGUGCAGAUGGUGCUGCAACAGAUUAUUUCUUGCCGUUAAACAGACCUCUGCGAGCACUCCAAUGCAUACAAGAAGGAAAGCUUGUUACUCGAGGGACCAUCCAAACACAAUGGAUGAUUAAACCCUUCGACGAGUGUCGACGCUUGGGACUUACCCCAGAAUGGGAAGCGACGAUUCGAAAAUUAGCCCCAAAGGAAACCGGCAUGCUAGUAGCAGAGAUUGUCUUACCGGAGGGCCCAGGUGAUGGCAAGCUUCAGGAAGGCGACGUGCUUCUAAAGGUCAAUGGCGAAUUGCUCACUCAGUUUCAUCGCCUCGACGAUAUCUUAGAUUCGAGUGUUGAUCAAACAGUCCGGCUGCUUGUGCAACGAGGUGGUCAGGAUUUGGAAGUAGAAUGCGAGGUUGGCGAUUUGCAUGCGAUCACUCCGGAUCGCUUUGUCACUGUGGCUGGCGCGACAUUUCAUGAUCUUUCCUACCAACAAGCUCGUCUUUAUGCCAUUGCGACUCGCGGUCUGUUUGUUUGCGAGGCAACUGGAUCUUUUAAGAUCGAAAACACAAUUUCUGGCUGGAUCGUUGAUACAGUAGACAAACGACCCACUCGAAACUUAAAGGAAUUUAUUGAGGUCAUGAAGACGAUCCCUGAUCGUGCGAGGGUUGCGAUUACCUACAAGCACAUCCGAGACCUUCACACUCGUGGUACGAGUAUUUUAUACAUCGAUCGCCACUGGCAUCCAAAAAUGUCUCUAGCUAUCCGUAACGAUGAGACAGGCUUAUGGGACUUUGAGGAAAUUGGUGCACCGAUACCAGCCGAACCCCAAGUGCCUCGAAAGGCUGAUUUUAUCAAGCUAGAUGGAGUCAGCCAACCAGCUGUGGCUGAAAUUGUUCGCAGCUUUGUUCGGGUGGCCUGUACGAUACCGCUCAAACUGGACGGCUUUCCUCAGACCAAGAAAACCGGCUUUGGUGUGGUAAUAGACGCUGAGAAAGGACUCGUGGUCGUUUCGCGAGCUAUCGUUCCAUAUGAUCUAUGCGAUAUCAAUAUUACCGUUGCGGAUUCCGCCAUCGUAACCGGAAAGGUUAUCUUCAUGCACCCUCUACAAAAUUACACCAUUCUUCAGUAUGACCCGAGCCUUGUCCAGGCACCAGUGAAGAGCGCUCAACUUAGUACAAAAAACAUCAAACAAGGACAAGAUACAAUCUUCGUUGGAUUCAAUCAAAACCUCCGUUUUGUUGUCGCAAAGACAACGGUAACAGACAUCACCACCGUUUCUAUUCCUGCCAACCUUGCCUCUCCACGUUAUCGUGCUAUUAAUCUCGAUGCCAUCACUGUCGACACAGGGCUUAGCAGCCAAUGUGCAAGCGGUGUUCUGCUCGGGGAGGACGGUGUUGUUCAAGCUCUGUGGUUAAACUAUCUUGGAGAGCGAACACCAAGUUCUCAUAAAGAUGUUGAAUAUCACCUAGGCUUAGCUACUCCUUCUCUUCUGCCUGUCAUCAAUAAAAUACAACAAGGCGAGGUUCCUAAAUUACGGAUUUUAAAUAUGGAGAGCUACGUCAUACAAAUGGCCCAGGCUCGUAUUAUGGGUGUCUCGGAAGCAUGGAUUGAUCGAGUUGCGGCCUCCAAUCCGUCGAGGCAUCAGCUGUUUAUGGUUAGGAAAAUCGACACACUCCCUCCGUCAUUUACACACGAAAAUGAUGCGCUGGAGGAAGGGGAUAUCAUCCUCACACUGAAUGACAAACUCAUUACACGAAUCUCUGAGUUUGACAUUAUGUACGAGAACGAAAUCCUCGACGCACUUAUAGUUCGAAAGGGUGAGGAGAUGCGCGUCAAAGUACCUACUGUUCCAACAGAAGAUCUUGAGACAGAUCGAGCAAUCUUCUUUUGUGGGGCUGUGUUACAAAAACCCCAUCAUGCUGUCCGUCAGCAGAUUUCUAAGCUUCAUAGUGAGAUUUAUAUUAGUGCCAGGAGCCGAGGGUCUCCUGCCUACCAAUAUGGACUAUCGCCGACUAAUUUUAUAACGGCUGUGAAUGGAGUACAAACUCGCGAUCUGGACAGUUUCGUUCAAGAAGUCAAAAAGAUACCCAACAAUACAUACUUUCGCCUUCGCGCGGUCACAUUUGACAAUGUUCCAUGGGUGGUGACCAUGAAGAAGAACGACCACUACUUUCCCAUGUCUGAAUAUGCCAAGGAUAGCACCUCCGAAUUGGGGUGGAAAGUCAUAACUUACCCGACAAAAGACGAGGCUGCAGCAGAUUCAUCCAAUCUAACAGCCGAAGCAAUGGACGAGGGGGCAGGAGAGGGAGCUAGUGACGUCGAACCUGAUGAACAGAGGUAGGCCAGUCCACGUGGGUAAGUGAUACACUGGUGCUGCUACUGCCUAUCCUGUUGUGAUAUAAAGAGGAAUCCGAUUAAAAGAUCUUGGAACUUGUACGAUGGGGCUACGCUUGUAUAAUGUAGUAUAUAGAGUAAUUACAAUCAUUGCAUUUGUAGAAAUGUUUGAAAUGAGCAUAUGGACGCCGUCAGUCUUAAUACUAGUGAUUUAUCGAUAGGUUGGUAGUAUUUAUCUGGUGUCAAUGGCAGAUCUUGAAACUAGC